UAUGUGGCUGUUUCUAGAAACACAAACAAGCGUCCAUUGUUCUUUGUAAUAUGCUCAUGUAAUACACCAGUUUAAUUUUAGACCUUGUUAAUCAAGGCUGUGGAUUUUCGUUGAGAAAUAGUUUAUCAUAGAAGGAAAUCGUUUUCCGUUCGUUUUAAUUCCCCGACUUGGAACACUUUGUUAAUUUACAUUAAUCACAAUCGGUGACUGUGAGUCUGUGUUGCAAAUAAGUCAACUUGAAUCAGUGGACUUUUGUCGGUCUGUGUGAAUGGGUGAAUUGUCGAACGGUGCGUCGUGCCAUUAUGUAAAUGAAUGGUCUAAGCUUCAGACACGGAUCUUCCCUGGAUUGAAAAGGCAAACAGAAAAAAAAAUAACUGUCAAUCAACGGUGGGCGGAGCCUAGCCAGAACGAGGCCUUAGCCAGCUACCUACAAUAAUUUGUGCCGAGUACGACUAGUAAACAUCAGGAUGAGGGGGACGAGUACACGCUUCGUUGUGCUCUGGUUUAUUACAUUACAACUAUCUAUGGUUACGUGUACAGCAGUGUUCGAACUUAAAUUAUCAUUAUUUAAAAACGAGGACGGAUUAAAUACCGACGGUAAUUGUUGUAAUGGAUUUCGUAAGGAUGGGAAGUGCAGUGAUACCUGUCGGACUUUCUUCUGGAUCUGUCUUACGCAUUAUCAAAAGACGAUACCCGACGAUGCCUCUUGUACAUUUGCCAGUGUUACAACACCUAUUUUGGGAUCUAACUCGGUGAAUUUUAGUGCUCAACUGCCCGUCAAAUUUGACAAUCCUCUUGAUUUCUCCAUUCCUUACUCCUGGCCGGGUACUUUCUCUCUGAUUGUCAACGCCUACCACGACACGACGCUGAACGGUCCCGCACAAGGAAGCCCCAGAGAGCUCGUGUCGACCUUGAAGACACAGAGGUCAUUGGAUGCUGGAGGGAACUGGCUCUCGUUCACACACUCCACGAGGUAUACGGAACUCAACUACAGUUACAGAGUAUACUGUGACGACAACUAUUAUGGUUCCGAAUGCUCCAACUUCUGUCGACCCCGAAAUGACCCGUUUGGACAUUACAGGUGUGACGAAACAGGCCAGAAAGUGUGCGUGGAGGGAUGGGAAGGUCCUUAUUGCGACAGAGCAAUCUGUUUACCGGGUUGUCAUCCAGACCACGGCUUCUGUGACGCCCCGUACGAAUGCAAUUGUCGGAUGGGCUACAAGGGUACGUUCUGCGAACAAUGCGAGAAAUACCCCGGAUGUAUGAACGGCACGUGCACGAAACCAUGGGAGUGUAUCUGUGAAGAAGGCUGGGGAGGACUCUUUUGCAACCAAGAUUUGAAUUUCUGUACCCACCAUUCGCCCUGUCGUAAUGGUGGAAUCUGCACAAACACCGGUCAGGGGAGUUACACUUGUACCUGUCAGUCCGGCUUCAUGGGUACCAACUGCGAGAUCGAAAUGGACGAUUGCGAACAACAGCCAUGUCAAAAUGGCGGCACCUGUCAAGACUCGGGGACCGGCUACAAAUGUAAAUGUCCCGACGGUUUUACGGGCAGACGAUGCGACACUCUAGCGGUGUCGUGCGAGAAUGAGCCGUGUAAGAACGGUGCUCCAUGCGAGAACACAAACACCAGCUACAGAUGCACUUGUCUUCCCGGAUAUACUGGGUACAACUGUGACGCAGAAAUCAACGAAUGCGCAGCCUACCCCUGUCUGAACAAAGGCCGAUGCGUGGACGAAUUGAAUGGCUACAGGUGUGUGUGCGCGGUCGGAUUCCAGGGCCAGCACUGCGAAGAGAACAUCGUCGAUUGCAAGCAAAACACGUGUUUGAACGGAGGAACGUGCAGGGACCGAAUCAACGGGUUCGAAUGCCACUGUAUUCCCGGCUUUGUGGGAUCGCUGUGUCAAAAGGAUGUGGACGACUGCGAGCUCCGGCCAUGUUCCAACGGUGGCACGUGCCACGACAAGGUCAAUGACUUCACGUGCGAUUGUCUCCCGGGUUUCACUGGCAAAGAUUGCCGCGUGAUUAAGAACGAAUGUGAAAAUGACCCUUGUAAGAAUGGCGGCAGUUGUAUGGAUCUCCUUAAUGACUUCCAGUGUUUGUGUCUGUCCGGUUUUUCCGGCAAAGAUUGUAGAAUUACGGACGACACGACACCUAACCAAAACGGCUCCAUAAUAAACGUGGUCAACGAAAUCAAACAGAGUGCCGAGGAGGAGAUUACCAUGAUGCAACUUGUGCUUAUCGUGUGUCUUGGUGUCGGUAUCCCGCUUCUCCUUCUCAUCAUCGUUGUGAUCUUCUUCCUGCUGAGGAAGAGGAACCCCAGCCCCGCGGAACCACACGCGACAGAGAAGGAGCAAAAUCUACAAAACAGUCAUAUCAACAACAAACUAGAAUCGGGCAUAUUUACGACGGGUCCACUGCCACAGAGUGGUCCUGGCGUGUCCAAUGUGAAAACAACAAACGAAGACAAUGACUUCAACACGUUCAAACCGGGACACAGUAGUUAUUACGAAAAACCAACAAAUAAGCAGUUUCUGUAUAGCAAAGACUUAAAUACAGAAAAGUUUGCAAAGACUCCCCCUCCUCCCCCGCCUCCCAAAGACAUUAACAUUAAACAUAGUGAGUGUUACGACACCGACAACUCUUCGGGGAGUAACUCCAUAAAUGAUGUCAGUUGUUACAACACAGACAUACACAUCAUUGGGAGUUCUCGGACACUUAGCAAAGACACAAAUAGACACUCAGCCUCCAUAUUGGAGCAACACGCGCAGCACGUGCCUCCGCCCCAUCAUCCGCACGUGCAUCGACAGUCGUUUUACGGUGACGAGGUGCUAGCGACGGAGGUAUAGCACCUCUUCAAAUGGACACCUUUAUACAUUUCCAUGUCUCUUGCAAUAUACCAGGAUGUAAUAACUAUUCUUUGCUAAACAGAUAUGCAUAUUUUGGAAUUUUGAUUUAAAGUGCCUUUUGUGUUUUUUUGUACAGUGAAAUUAAGCGCGAAAUAUUGUUUUUUUUUCACAUUGAUACCAAAUUUAGAUUUUGGAAUUGUGGAUGUUUCUGUCUCCCGGAGCGGCGCACUCAGAUGGGAAUUAUUAGGCUAAAAGCCAGAUUAUGCAACUCUACUUUCGCUGAGUGGACGGCAAGGCCGUAGUUUCUGUUGACAUAAGUGUGCUCCCACUUUGGACAAUGUGUAUGUGUUGGUCCUCCAGAUAUCGGUGCUUGAGCCAUCUGUCACUAUGGGCACUGGCCUGCUUGACCACAAUGGAAAUAUCGGACAAUGUAUAAAGAUAUAAACGCUGGACACACGAACUUGUGAUAACUUUGUCAAUCCAUCCAUUUAGAUUUAUUUAUUGGCUGAUUGUGUAGGACCGGAAGUGACUGGUUGUCCUGGUCACGUGACCAAACAUGGCUACUAUGUUUUUCCGUUUCUGCAUGGACAUUUCUUAAUUUUGUUGAAUCUUUGCAUGAAGACGUUUUGUUGAAAGUUGUGAAUGUGUUUUUUUCGUGUGCGUGGAAGUGUUUGUUGAUUUGACUGAGUUGAAGAUUGUUUUUGGUAGUGUGCAAGUGACGG
Mizuhopecten yessoensis (Yesso scallop) is the source of this 3571-nucleotide messenger RNA. Its product is annotated as delta-like protein D. Gene Ontology annotation, biological process: cell communication; multicellular organism development; Notch signaling pathway. The record is from RefSeq and is a predicted model, not a curated record. The transcript has 11 exons. Gene Ontology annotation, molecular function: calcium ion binding. Gene Ontology annotation, cellular component: membrane. Lineage: Eukaryota; Metazoa; Mollusca; Bivalvia; Pectinida; Pectinidae. The coding region runs from base 468 to 2849 and encodes 793 amino acids.